Messenger RNA from Cercocebus atys (sooty mangabey), 2221 nucleotides. It is a transcript of the gene JMJD8, whose product is annotated as jumonji domain containing 8. Bases 142 to 1086 code for a protein of 314 amino acids. Lineage: Eukaryota; Metazoa; Chordata; Mammalia; Primates; Cercopithecidae. The record is from RefSeq and is a predicted model, not a curated record. The transcript is spliced from 8 exons. Gene Ontology annotation, cellular component: cytoplasm.
UAACCGGCGGCGCCAAUAGUCGCUCUCUGGCGGCCUUCCCUGCGUUCCCGUAGAGGCCUCUUCCGGGGCGGGCCAAAGGAGGUCACUUCCGGGGUCCGUCCCGGCUGCCGGCCGUUGCCACGACGACGAAGCUGCCAGCCAAUGGCUGGCGGACGGGCCCGAGGUUCCCGGCGUGCAACGCGGCUGUCUGAGGGCGCCGGGCUCAUGGCGCCGGCGUCGCGGCUUCUCGCGCUCUGGGCGUUGGCGGCUGUGGCUCUACCCGGCUCCGGGGAGGAGGGCGACGGCGGGUGGCGCCCGGGCGGGCCGGGGGCCGUGGCGGAGGAGGAGCGCUGCACGGUGGAGCGUCGGGCCGACCUCACCUACGCCGAGUUCGUGCAGCAGUACGCCUUCGUCAGGCCCGUUAUCCUGCAGGGACUCACGGACAACUCGAGGUUCCGGGCCCUGUGCUCCCGCGAAAGGCUGCUGGCCUCGUUUGGGGACAGAGUGGUCCGCCUGAGCACCGCCAACACCUACUCCUACCAGAAAGUGGACUUGCCGUUCCAGGAGUAUGUGGAGCAGCUGCUGCACCCCCAGGACCCCACCUCCCUGGGCAAUGACACCCUGUACUUCUUCGGGGACAACAACUUCACCGAGUGGGCCUCUCUCUUUCGGUACUACUCCCCACCCCCAUUUGGCCUGCUGGGAACCGCUCCAGCUUACAGCUUUGGAAUCGCAGGUGAACGCUGCUCGGAACUGGGGAGGAAUGAGGCUUCUGAGGGUGGGUACAAAAUGGCUUGGUCACCAGGUGCUCAUAACUCCACAGGAGCUGGCUCGGGGGUGCCCUUCCACUGGCAUGGACCCGGGUACUCGGAGGUGAUCUACGGCCGUAAGCGUUGGUUCCUCUACCCACCUGAGAAGACACCAGAGUUCCACCCCAACAAGACCACGCUGGCCUGGCUCCGGGACACAUAUCCAACCCUGCCACCGACUGCACGGCCCCUGGAGUGUACCAUCCGGGCUGGUGAGGUGCUGUACUUCCCUGACCGCUGGUGGCAUGCCACACUCAACCUUGACACCAGCGUCUUCAUCUCCACCUUCCUCGGCUAGCCAAAGCAGCUGGCAGGCAUGCCUGCCACACACCAGCACGUCCCACCUCGUGCUCACGGAUUUUAUUACACAGACAGUGGCGGCAGUGGCUUCAGCCCAGCCCACCCUCACCUGCUUUUCCAGCCCACAAGGGGGGACAAUCACGGCCCAGCAAGAGCUAUGCUGAGAGGGGGAAUAGUCCAGAGCCCAACAGCAGAACUUGGAAGGGGCCAGGGUGGCCAGCAACACAGACUAUGUACAGGGGUGGAAGGCUUCCGCCCAGGGCUCUCCUGGACCGGGAUGCUGGGCAGGGCGAGGAAUCUCAGUAGUCCUCCACCCAGCCAUUCUCAGAGAUGAAUGCGUCAAUAACCUCCUUCAUGGCCAGGUUGGGGAUGAGCUGUUCCUGGGUCAGGGGGCUCCGGGUCACGGGGUCAAAAUGACCCACGCGCUGCAGUGACAAGAAGGGCAGAGGGCAGUCAGUGGGCCCAGGACCAUGCUGCUGGCCCUGCUCCCCCAGCCGCAGCCUCACCUGCAGGUGCUCCUCGAUGUCCUUGCGGUCGUAGGUGAUGCCACUGGGCGUGAUGCACGGCUCCCGCAUCAGCUCAAAGCUGAUCUUACCACACAGGUAGUCGGGGAUGUCACGCUUCUGUGGCACAGGGGCACACGAUCAGAGGCUGGGAAGGGGCACUGCUCCAGCACCUGCCACCCACCGCAACAAGUGACAGACACUCACCUUCCUCUUCUCGUCCACCUGAGAGAAGAGCUCGUCCAUGUCUGCCAUGUACUUGUCCUGUGAAGAGUUGAGCACUGCACUUGUGCGGGACACCCCACCUCCCUCCUCCAUGGGGCACAGACCCAACACAAGGCGGGGACGCUCCCACGCCAGGUGCACACACACAGACCCACAUGUGGGAGGGGGGCACCCUCACAUGCUUAGCCUCAAUGCAGGCCUGCUGGGCCCGGACGUGGCUGUCGUCCUCAUCACCCUCGUGGUUCCGCUGGCACUCUUCCAGCUCCCUGGGGGUUGACCAGGAGCCAGUAAGAGAUGGACCUGGCCAGAUGUCCGACCACACCCCAACCUCAGGGCUAACAUUCAUGCUUCUUCCCCACGUUUUCUGCUCGCCAGUAAAACCUUCAAUAAACGCUCAUGUUGGUA